Protobothrops mucrosquamatus (brown spotted pit viper) is the source of this 1482-nucleotide messenger RNA. It is a transcript of the gene FAM110C, whose product is annotated as family with sequence similarity 110 member C. Lineage: Eukaryota; Metazoa; Chordata; Lepidosauria; Squamata; Viperidae. Gene Ontology annotation, cellular component: cell cortex. Gene Ontology annotation, biological process: regulation of cell projection assembly; positive regulation of cell migration. The coding region runs from base 28 to 1143 and encodes 371 amino acids. Gene Ontology annotation, molecular function: alpha-tubulin binding. The transcript is spliced from 2 exons. The record is from RefSeq and is a predicted model, not a curated record.
AAUCAGCGUGGGACACCUGAGCCUGCUAUGCCAACCGAACUCUCCCACAUGGGGAGAAUGCAUGCCAUCUCUGAUUUCCCCUCCUCGCUGACAGCACGGCUUCUCCACAAGGGUCCAGAACACCUUCGCAAGCAGAUGGAGGCAGCCAACCCUAGCAGGAAGAGCGCCGUGGAAAGGUUGGCAGCAGAUAAGGCCAAGUACGUGAAAAGCCAGCAAGUCAUCAGCAGGAAGCAGGUGCCGGCCAUCACCCUCAGCUCAACUUCGGAGAGCAGCAGUGAGACUUGCUCAGUGGAAAGCAAGAAGAUUGAACUCUCAAGAGAGGAGAAGGACACGGCAGCCCAAGUUCCCAGGACCACAGAACUCAGCCCGGCAACCCGGCAGAGCGGUCCGCCCAUUGUGAGGCGCAACAGUGGUAAAAGGCAGAUCCGGCCAGAUUCCUUGGUGAUCUAUCGUCAGAAAUGUGAAUUCGUCAGAGGUCAAAGCCAGGAGAAUACUCGUGGGAAUUUGUUCCAGGGUUCCUUCAGGAGAUUGUUCCAGGGUUCCUUCAAGGAAAAGCAGCUGCUUUCUGAGGUGUCCAAAGCAGUUCUCAAGGAAGAAACCAUUCCUGAAGUGGAAGGGACUAUCUUGGACAAAGACACAAGUCAUAGUUAUGAUCUAGAAGGACAGAAUUCAUCCACAAAGGCAAACCCAAUGCCCUUUCUGGUCAGCAGAUGCAAAACUGCCCUAAAUGUGACUUCAUCACCUUAUGACCUAAAGGAGAUGAGAUCGAAAGGUCUUCAAAGAUCUCAGUCAGAUAUCAGUUCACGAUAUUCAAAAUCCUUCUCUGAAUUUGACACUUUUUUUAAGAGCUGUGGCCUUGCACCUGAGGUAAUAAAAGAUUUAGGCCAAGAGAAUAUUUCGGCAGCUUCAGACAAUUUCUCAUUCCAUCUGCACAGCAUCAGCGGGACAGCUUCUGAAAGUGACUUCACAAGACACAGCGAUGAGGAUGGACUCCUGGAGGAAGAGCUCACAGAACAGGGGCCUAGUGGCACCUCUGUGGUUGAACGCAAUGCUCGGAUAAUCAAGUGGCUGUACAUGUGCAAGAAAGCCAAAGAGGCUAAUGUGAUGAUGCAGGACUUUGCAUCAGGACUGCUUCCUUCAUAGAGACACCCAGAGUAGAUGCAUUCAGUGAAGACUGAACACAACAGAGAGCGGAUUUACAGCAACCAUUUCUCCCUUACUUCUUCACAGAGGAGCAGGAGCAUCUUUAUUGCUUCUUAAAGGAUGAAUUGAAACCUGAAGCUCAGACUCAAGAAAUGGAAGCCGAUGCUCCUUAUUGUGGUUAUGAAUAGAAAGCAAGAGUGAUCUUAAUUCACGCAUGGACCUCUUUUGGUGUACAUUUUAAUAACACAGCAGAAACCUAAAGUUAAUUGUCUCUGAGAGAUAAUUUCAUUGUUUCCAACAAUGAAAAGCAUAAUUUCUAUGUAAGAAAUCUUUGUGUGU